AGCAUCUUGUCAGAGGGGAGGGCCAGGGAGAGAGUGAGCAUCCUGUCAGAGGGGAGUGCCAGAGAGAGAGUGAGCAUCCUGUCAGAGGGGAGGACCAGGGUUGUUUCAAUAGUCUUAAGCAGCUUCCUCUCCCUCGUCUGGCUCCCCUUCAUCAACCAACUGUGCAAGUGAAAACAGAACUUUGCCAGCACCCAUCCACCACAGCUCUCAAACUCAACUCUAACCAGGCCUCCUGGUGCUGAUGGGGUCCAGAGCAGAGGAAGUUUCUGUUGAAGGCAGCAUAUCCAUCAACUCCACCUCCAACCCUACUGAUACCCCCUCUACAGCCAGCCUGAGCCCCUCUACAGCCAGCCUGAGCCCCUCUACAGCCAGCCUGAGCCCCUCUAUAGCCAGCUUGAGCCCCUCUACAGCCAGCCUGAGCCCCUCUACAGCCAACCUGACCCCCUCUACAGCCAGCCUGAGCCCCUCUAUAGCCAGCCUGAGCCCCUCUACAGCCAGCCUGACCCCGUCUACAGCCAACCUGACCCCCUCUACAGCCAGCCUGACCCCGUCUACAGCCAACCUGUCCCCCUCUACAGCCAGCCUGACCCCCUCUACAGCCAACCAGACUGCCCAGACUACAUCGUCAGGGUUGACAGCCCUCAGCCAAUCACAGGGCAGGGAGACCACGGAAACCACAACAUCAUUACCAGUUUCAGCUACAAGAGGAAGUGACAUUGCAGGCUAUGUAAUCCUGUUUCUCAUAUUGUUGGCUGUUGUGUGUCUGGUGGUGAUUCUCUAUAUCCUGAGGAAGAAGUCCAGGAGGUACUCGUUUGAUCUGCAGUAUCCAGGUUAUGACCACGACACCCCCCUCACCUGCAUGGAACAACCCGGAACCUUCGAACUCAACAACGAUCAGGAAAUCUGUGAGUCUGAGAGAGAGGGUGGUGAUGAGGAUCCCCAUGCUAUGAGCCCUGUAGCUAACGGCUCAGCUAUGGGGGCUGGAGAGACUGGCUCUACAGGGGAGAACGAAGGAGAGAAGCAGGCUCAUGGUGAUAGUGAUGGAGACAGCUUCAAUAACUUCUGUGCCAGUGAUGUCACUCCGCCCAUAAAAAGGGUUGGCUUUAGCCUGGACCUCGACCUGAGUGACAAGGUGUUACUCGGCUCCAGCCCUGACCUUUUGACCCUUGAGUGACAGGGUGUUACUCGGCUCCGGCCCUGACCUUUGACCCUUGAGUGACAGGGUGUUACUCGGCUCCGGCCCUGACCUUUGACCCUUGAGUGACAGGGUGUUACUCGGCUCCGGCCCUGACCUUCGACCCUGUAUGUCCAGAUAACGUCUUCACCGAGAUCAAGAUGUACAUAGCACCUUUAUUUGAUCUAUAAAAUGUCAGAAUGUAAACCCGCUCCAAAUUAGUUUUUUUACUUUCCUAUUUCUGAUUUCUGUAAUUCAUUUUAAUAAUGUUUUGAGCGUGACAAUACCAAGAGAGCGAUGUCACGUUGUUUUAGAAUAAAAAACAAAGUGCUUCACAGAG
Molecule: messenger RNA, 1514 nt
Organism: Oncorhynchus keta (chum salmon)
Lineage: Eukaryota; Metazoa; Chordata; Actinopteri; Salmoniformes; Salmonidae
Exons: 7
Coding region: 242-1174 (310 amino acids)
Source: RefSeq, a predicted model, not a curated record